GUCAAGGAGAUAACCGCAAAAAUUCCCACGUUUUUUUGGGAUUGGGGGGAACAUUCUGGCUUGUUUUAGGGAUGGGGGAAACAUCCUGGAUUUUUUUGGGGAUGGGGGAAACAUCCCAGUUUUGUUGGGAUGGAAAAAAACAUCCUGGCUUUCUUGGGGCUCGGGGAAAACAUCUCAGCUUUUGUUGGACUGGGGGAAACAUUCCAGACUUUUUAGGGAUGGAGGAAACAUCCUGGCUUUUGUUGGGAUGGGGGAAAGAUCCCGUUUUUUUGGGGGAUGGGGGAAACAUCCCAGAUUUUUUAGGGAUGGAAGAAACAUCCUGGAUUUUUUGGGGAUGAGGGAAACAUCCCAGCUUUUGUUGGGAUGGGAGAAACAUCCUGAAUUUUUUGUGAAUGGGGGGAAACAUCCCAGUUUUUUUGGGAUGGGGGAAACAUCCUGGAUUUUUUGUGGAUGGGAGAAACAUUCCAGCUUGUUUUAAGAAUGGGGGGAACAUCCUGGAUUUUUUGGGAUGGGGGAACAUCCUGGACUUUUUAGGGAUGGGGUGAAACAUCCUGGAUUUUUUGAGGAUGGGGGAACAUCCCAGCUUUUGUUGGGAUGGGGAAAACAUCCCAGAUUUUUUGGGAAUGGGGAAACAUCCCGACUUUUGUUGGGAUGGGGGAAAGAUCCCGUUUUUUUGGGGGAUGGGGGAAACAUUCCAGAUUUUUUAGGGAUGGAAGAAACAUCCUGGAUUUUUUGGGGAUGAGGGAAACAUCCCAGCUUUUGUUGGGAUGGGAGAAACAUCCCGAAUUUUUUGUGAAUGGGGGGAAACAUCCCAGUUUUUUUGGGAUGGGGGAAACAUCCUGGAUUUUUUGGGAUGGGAGAAACAUUCCAGCUUGUUUUAAGAAUGGGGGGAACAUCCUGGAUUUUUUGAGGAUGGGGGAAACAUCCCAGAUUUUUUGGGAAUGGGGAAACAUCCCGACUUCUGUUGGGAUGGGGGAAAGAUCCCGUUUUUUUGGGGGAUGGGGGAAACAUUCCAGAUUUUUUAGGGAUGGAAGAAACAUCCUGGAUUUUUUGGGGAUGAGGGAAACAUCCCAGCUUUUGUUGGGAUGGGGGAAACAUCCCAGAUUUUUUGGGGCUGGGGGAAACAUUCCGUAUUUUUUGGGGAUGGGAAAACAUUCCAUAUUUUUUAGGGAUGGGGAAAACAUUCCAAGAGAGGGAGAGCUCGGAGCAGGCUGCAGCUUCCUCAGGAGGGGAAGCAGGGCAGGAAUACAGGGAAUGGCUGGAGAUGUGCAGGGAGGGAUUUUAGGAAAAGUUGGGAUUUUAGGAAAAAGUUGGGAUUUUAGGAAAAAGUUGGAUUUUAGAAAGAGGCAGGAUUUCAGGAAAAGCAGGAUUUUUAAAAAAGGUGGAAUUUUAGGAAAAAUUUGGAUUUUCGGAAAAAUUUGGAUUUUAGGAAAAGUUUGGAUUUUAGGAAAAUGCAGGAUUUUAGGAAAAGGUUGGAAUUUAAGAAAAGGUGAGAUUUCAGGAAAAAGCUGGAUUUUAGGAUGAAGGUGGAUUUUAGGAAAAAUUUGGAUUUCAAGAAAAGGCAGGAUUUUAGGAAACGGCUGGAAUUUAGGAAAAGGCAGGAUUUUAGGAAGAAGUGGGAUUUUAUAAAAAGACAGGAUUUUAGGAAGAGGAAGGAUUUCAGGAAAAGACUGGAUUUUAGGAUGAGGGUGGAUUUUAGGAAAAAUUUGGAUUUUAGGAAAAGGCAGGGUUUUAGGAAAAGUCUGAAUUGCAGGAAAAUGCUGGAUUUUAGGAAAAAGCAUGAUUUCAGGAAAAAGCAUGAUUUUAGGAAGAGACAGGAUUUUAGGAAAAAGUGGGAUUUUAGGAAAAGGCUGGAUUUUAGGAUGAAGCUGGAUUUUAGAAAAAUUUGGAUUUUAGGAAAAGGCUGGAUUUUAGGAAAAGGCAGGAUUUCAGGAAGAGGCAGAAUUUCAGGAAAAGGCUGGGUUUUAGGAAAAGGCAAGAUUUUAGGAAGAAGUGUGAUUUUAGGAAAAAAAAUGGA
Molecule: messenger RNA, 2017 nt
Organism: Poecile atricapillus (Black-capped chickadee)
Lineage: Eukaryota; Metazoa; Chordata; Aves; Passeriformes; Paridae
Exons: 2
Coding region: 595-1524 (309 amino acids)
Source: RefSeq, a predicted model, not a curated record